This is a messenger RNA of Doryrhamphus excisus (bluestripe pipefish), 1056 nucleotides long. RefSeq lists its product as uncharacterized. NCBI's taxonomy places the organism in Eukaryota, Metazoa, Chordata, Actinopteri, Syngnathiformes, Syngnathidae. The record is from RefSeq and is a predicted model, not a curated record.
GUUGUACACCACUUCCUGUAUGGGCUUGUCAGUAUAUCACUAUACUGACAUAAAGAAACGCAACAUAACCUAACAGGAUACAUGGGCAAGACGAUGCUGAUGCGAUUUUAUUUAAUGCUGCUUUGUUUGUGGAUGAACAAAGAUUGCAUGAGCAGCUUGGACCCUCAGAUACCCUCUGAGACGCAUGUUGUUGCGUUGGGGGACGCCAUCACACUGAACUGUUCGUACAAUUGCGCCACUGGGUUUGUUCGGGGAUGCUGGAGGAAAGCGCCCGUCUCCUUCGACUGCUUUGGAGAAAAACUUAACGACAAAGACGGCUUUUGCACGGUAAAACUUCAUCUGGUCAACGUUUCCGCUGAAGAUCUCAAGUACACCUACUACUGCGACACGGAGGCAACAGAUCAGACUGAACUUCAACAGAAAAAAGAGCUUGUUGUGCAUCUAAAAGCUCAGACAAUUGUCAAAACCUGGACAGAAACCCCAACUACUGAAACAGGGGACUUUACAGAAAUCCAAGUUUUGGCGACCUUUUCCCUGGCGGUGGCGCUGGCGCUGGUUGCACUGGUUGUUUAUAUGUAUGUCAACCACAAGAGAUGCAGGGAGAAUGAGGAUGGUGCUGCGUACAGCUCAAGCUCACCACCGCAUUCCUGCGUUGUCGUCUCACCGCUGAAUGAGUACUCACAAAACCAACGUCUGACUUUGAGGGGUUCUAACCCAGAUUCGGACAACGAGAGUCAAACUGAGGUUCCGUAUGCUGACAUAAUCAUUACCGUCAGAGGAGUCAGUACACCGGAGCUCUCUCAGAUCAGCUACUUGACAACAGAAGAGCCACAGCAGUGGCGAGGAUGCGGACCCAGGGGUCACUGGCAGGCCUCGUGCUCAGCUGACAGGCUUCACCUGCCGCAGCCCAGAGAGGUCAGCCGCAAGAUGAGCACAAAUUCCGAGUACGCAGUCAUCAAGUAUGCCUGACCUGCUGGAAGAGGGACAAGAACAUGAGCUCAGUGCAUUCUGGACAGUCAACUUAAUAGACUGUUUAUGCAGUAAUUAAAUAAAUAA